AUGUCGGAGGAUUCAGCAUUGGAGCAGUACCUGAUCCAGGCAAAGAACGCCAAGGGGAGAGCAGCCGCUAUCCUGGUGGAACAAGCGAUCUCCAACUCUUACGUCUUUCACUUUGCAGAGCUGUUAGAACAUGAAAACAUCAUUGCUCUUGCUGCAAACGCAGAGACAAAACCAUGGAGCGACUUGCUGCAGAUCUUUGCGUAUGGGACGUACGGAGACUACGUGACCAAUGCUGGGGCCCUUCCCCCAUUAGAUGAAAGUCAAAAGUUGAAACUGAAACAACUCACAAUCAUAACGUUAGCCAAUCAGAACAAGGUCAUCCCUUACGCGACUCUCCUCCAAGAGCUGGACUUCAAGGACACUAGAUCAGUGGAAGACUGCAUCAUAGAAGGGAUGUACUCCGGUCUCUUCAAGGGCAAGCUCGACCAAAAGAAGCAAGAGUUUCAGGUGCAAGAGACUGCCGGUCGUGAUUGCAAGCCAGGAAAGCUCCAAGAGAUGAUUGCUGUGCUGCAAGCUUGGGUACAGGCUGCGGAGAACACGUCGGGACAGAUUAGAGACAAGAUCAAGCAUGCGGAAAACUGCCAGGAGGCGGAGUUAGGUCGGGUCAAGGACUUUCAGAAUCGGGUGGACGAGAUGAAGAAAACGCUGCAGUCGGUACAAGGAGAUCUAGAGGGAACUCAGUUGUCGGGACAUUCCGAGAGCAUGGAAAUGGAUGAUGUUUCAAGGCCCAAGAGCAGGCCAAAGACGAAGCAUCCGUCAGGGGCGAGCAAUCCGCGUCACUGA
Messenger RNA from Guillardia theta CCMP2712, 783 nucleotides. RefSeq lists its product as hypothetical. Gene Ontology annotation, cellular component: COP9 signalosome. Bases 1 to 783 code for a protein of 260 amino acids. Lineage: Eukaryota; Cryptophyceae; Pyrenomonadales; Geminigeraceae. The record is from RefSeq and is a predicted model, not a curated record. The transcript has 9 exons.